This is a messenger RNA of Osmia lignaria (orchard mason bee), 1533 nucleotides long. The record is from RefSeq and is a predicted model, not a curated record. Lineage: Eukaryota; Metazoa; Arthropoda; Insecta; Hymenoptera; Megachilidae.
AUGGUGUUAUCAGAGCCAUAUAUUACGCCAGAAAAUUGGUUCACGGACCUGUCGGGAAGGGCAUCUAUAUGUGUCACUAACUUGGGUAUAGCUAAAAGCAGAAAAUUAACAGUACUGAGUUGCGGCAUGGGUUUCGUCGGUAUAAAAUAUAACGAUAUAGGUUUAGUGAGCGUGUAUGCCUCCCCAAAUGAUAGUAAUGAAGAGUUUAAGGCUCAAUUGGCUGCGAUGGAGAUUUUUCUAGUGAGCAUUCGCAAAACAUUGACUAAGAUUUUAGUUCUAGGGGAUUUUAACGCAAAAUCCCCACUAUGGGGAUCGAAAAAAUGGUGUGGUAGGGGAAGAACCCUUUUUCAGUGGUGUAACAGUCUGGGCCUGAUUCCCGUGAUAUCCAAGGGAGGCGUUACCUGUGAAAGGGGAGGAGGAUCGGUAAUAGACCUCCUCUUUUGUAGUAAUGAUGCCAUGAAACAACACACAUCAUCGGAGAUUUUGGACACCUUUACAGCGUCGGACCAUAAAUAUAUUAUUCAUAAGUUUGGUGAAAACGCUAUAAAUGGUGAACCAGCAAAGGACCCCUUUGACCUAGGAAAAGGGAAAAUUGAUGAAGAAGGUCUCCUGUGUGAGCUUGUUCAGAAAUAUGGGGACGCGAAUUACGAUAGGAGAGGUAAAACCGGAACCACCAUGGAGGUGGACAAGUUCAUCGAUGAUGUAGAGAAAUUAGUGAAUAAAUAUACCACCUACAGAGGACCCUAUAGAGGAAAUCGCCACCCUGUAUACUGGUGGAAUGAGGAUACGGCUAGAUACAGGAAGGAUGUAAAUAAGGCAAGGAGAAGGUUGACAAGGUUGAGGGCUAAGGGAAACAAGAAAGAUAUAGAGGAGGCUCAUAAGGAUUUUAAGAUGGCCAAGAAAGCAAUGAAUCGUGAAGUAAAAAAGGGUAAAAGAACCCGCUGGGAAAAUAUGUUAUCGGAAAUAGAUAAAGAUAUAUGGGGUAGACCAUAUAAGCUGGUCACUAGGAAGCUCAAGGGGAAGGUUAAUAAACCAGACAUCUUGAGCCCUGAGGAAGUCGAAGAGGUGGUCAAAAAGCUCUUUAUCCUGUCACCACCGAAAGGAGAGAUUCCUGAAAGAAAAAACGAACAAGAGGUUAGAGAGAAUAUAUAUGACGUUGAACACUUACCUGAUAAACCCGGAAGUCCUGGUGUACCUGAAAAUAAAAAUAAAAAUAAAAAUAAUAAUGAUGUGAACGUUUCCACAAUAGACGCGCGAUACUUACCUGAAGAGCCGCGAGAUAUACCUGAAAGAGAAAGGGAAUACGAUGGGACUAAUAUGUAUGAGGAGAGGAUGUAUGUACCUACCUGUAUCAGACACAGAAGAGUGGGAGGGAUCACACCCGAGGAGAUCAUCGCUGUGGUGAGGGGUAUGCCGGUGAACAAGGCACCUGGUCCAGACAGGUUGUCUUCGGCAGUAACGAAGAAAUUUAGUAUGAAAGCGUCUAGGUGGCUUGCACACAUCUACAAUACAUGCUACGCCAAGGGUUACUGA